Molecule: messenger RNA, 2500 nt
Organism: Exophiala dermatitidis NIH/UT8656
Lineage: Eukaryota; Fungi; Ascomycota; Eurotiomycetes; Chaetothyriales; Herpotrichiellaceae
Product: AAT family amino acid transporter
Exons: 4
Coding region: 579-2351 (590 amino acids)
Biological process (GO): amino acid transmembrane transport
Cellular component (GO): membrane
Molecular function (GO): amino acid transmembrane transporter activity
Source: RefSeq, a predicted model, not a curated record
UCUCACCACUCACCACUGACCAGAAACACGCCGCGUCAAAGUGGCCUUUUAUCAUGCUGCUGGUUUGGUCCAUGAUCGCUCUCCGACUGAUGAGAUAUCCUCCGGCGCCAGGUAGGUGAAGAGUGCACUCGCAGAUACUGGCCAAGACGAGCCUAUGCAGGAAAAAGAAAUCCAAUUGUCUAUCAAGUCCAUUGACCAGUCGUGCCACCAUUUACCAUAACAUCCAGGACGCUCAGGUCGGCCUUUUUAGUUGCCCAGACAAACUAAAACUUAAGCCCCGGUUCUAGAAGGAAAAAACUUGCUUUUGUCUGCCGUGCCCCCGUCUGCGAUAUGUCCCACCCGCUUGGCUAUCUUUUCCAACGUCGACUGGCGAACAGCACUUGACAAGCAUGCCGCGCAAGAGGUUCAUACAGCAAAUUGGAUUCUGUUACCAAAUCCUGGGCGCUCUACAAAACUCUAUCCUCUAUCUUAUAUGACUUCGAGGUUCUCAACGUUGGAAUUCCCGAUCCAUGCUGUUGCUUCAUGAUCCGUGUUUUGGCACAUUUGAAACGGAAUAAUCACAGAACGCCUCCUCCACCAUGUCCACCUCUGGCCGUGACCAUGGCCAUGGUGAGAAGCGGCUACCUCCCCACAUAAUGGACGAGACUCCUAUAGCACGAGGCGUCCGUACUCGCUCGCACGAUGAGGAAGAGAUUCGGCGAGAAUCUCGCAGCUCACGCAAAGCCUCCGUCGUUGCCGCUCUCAAGACGAACUACCAGCUCGCCGACGUCCCUUCAGACUCCGAUAGUAUCAAAGUUGGCUAUGAUUCAACUCACCGGAAACUGAAGCCUAGACAUAUCCAGCUCAUCGGUAUUGGUGGGACCAUUGGCACAGCCUUGUACGUCCAGAUUGGACGUGGCUUGCUCAACGGUGGUCCUGGAAGCUUGUUUAUCGCCUUCUCCUUUUGGUGCACUUUCAUUUUAUGCGUGACCAACUGCAUGGCCGAAAUGGUGACAUAUCUCCCGAUAUCAUCGCCAUUCAUACGAUUUGCGGGACGGUACGUGGACGAAGCAUUUGGCAUGGCAGCCGGGUACAAUUUUUUUGUGUUUGAAGCGGCAUUGGUGCCGUUCGAAAUCGUGGCGUGCAAUGUCAUCAUCCACUACUGGAGCGACAUUGUGCCCGCGGGCGGCAUCAUCGCCAUAGUCAUUGUGGUCUAUGCAGUGGUGAACUUGUUUGCGGUGCAAUGGUACGGAGAAUCCGAGUUUUGGCUGGCACUGGGCAAAGUGCUUUUGAUUGUCGGGCUGAUCAUUUACACAUUUAUCGUCAUGCUCGGCGGCAACCCGCUUGGCGACCGUUUUGGAUUUCGGUACUGGAAGAACCCGGGUUCCUUCACCGAGUUGUACUACGAAGGCUCGCUCGGUCGGUGGCUCGGGUUUCUACAGUGCUUGAUCCAGGCGUCCUUCACCAUCGCCGGACCGGAUUACGUGUCAAUGGCUGCAGGAGAGGCAGAGAACCCACGCCGAGUGCUCCCCAAGGCCUACAAGGCCGUGUUUUACCGGCUCACAGCGUUUUUCAUGCUCGGCUCGCUGUGCGUGGGCAUUUUGGUGCCUUACAACGACGCCGAGCUCAAAGAGGCCUUCUCAACCGGCAAGCCCGGCGCCGCCGCCUCCCCUUACGUCGUGUCGAUGAACCGCCUUCACAUCCCUAUCCUUCCACACAUUGUCAACGCCAUGGUCCUGGGUGCUGCCUUUUCCGCCGGAAACAGCUACGUCUACUGCGCUAGUCGAAGUCUGUUCGGCCUGGCGCUCGAAGGCAAAGCCCCGCAAAUCUUUACUCGCUGUACUAGGAACGGAGUGCCCAUUUACUGUGUCCUGUUGGUUCUGCUGAUCAGUCUGUUGAGCUUCUUGCAAGUUAGCAAUGACGCCGCCGUGGUUCUGAACUGGUUUGUCAAUCUGGUAACCGCAUCGCAACUCAUCAACUUCGCCGUCAUGUCAUUCACAUACAUCAAAUUCAAACGGGCCCUCGAUGUCCAGAGGGUGGACCGCAACACCCUGCCCUACAAGUCGUGGUGGCAACCCUUUUCCGCAUAUUACGCCUUGGUCGGGUGUUCCGUCAUGGCCUUUGUCGGCGGCUACCCGGUCUUCCUGCCCGGGAACUGGGACGUCCCGACUUUCUUGUUCAGUUAUACCUCGGUCGCUGUGUUUCCCAUAUUAUUUGUCGGCUGGAAACUGUACAAGAAGACAAAAUGGUUGAAGCCCGAGGAAGUCGAUCUGCGCAAGGACUUGGAUGAUAUCGAAGAGUAUGAAAGGACCUAUGUGCCUAGGGAGCCGAGGAACGCUUUUGUCAAAUAUUUUGAUAAACUCUUCAGCUAGGUUCAAAUUUCAAAAUGGCAGACUUCGAAAAGCCAGACGGGACAUCUGCAGAGUGGAAAAGUCGCGUGUCCUCAUCUACACUUGGUACAGAUUAGACUAUAAGAAAUACCGGAUAUCGGUAAAAUCAAUUCAAAAAUGCAUUCAUCAUA